GUUACGUCCAUUUGGGCUUACGACACUUUACGACAGGAGCCACAAUCAGCUGUACGGCAGUUAGCGACUUCCUUUCACGCGGGCACCGUUUCCGGCUUUUACUCCAAGAACACCGGUCGAUUUUUAAACCUUUCCAGAGUGUCACAACUGCCACGGUCAUGGCGAAGUUCCACGCCCCUGUGAUCCAGGACAAUCCGUCAGGAUGGGGUCCUUGUGCCAUGCCAGAGAAGUUUAAAGACAUGCCCUACCAGCCCUUCAGUAAAGGAGACCGUCUGGGAAAGGUGGCCGACUGGACAGGAGCCACUUACCAGGACAAGAGAUACACGAACAAGUAUUCCUCUCAGUUUGGUGGUGGAAGUCAGUACGCUUACUUCCAUGAGGAAGACGAGGCCAGCUUUCAGCUGGUGGACACGGCCAAGAUGCAGAAGACGGCCUACCAGAGGAACCGCAUGAGGUUUGCUCAGAGGAACCUGCGCAGGGACAAAGACCGCAGGAAUCUGACGCAGUUCAACAUGCAGACGCUUCCGAAGAGCGCCAAGCAAAAGGAGAGGGAUCGCAUGCGCCUGCAGAAGAAGUUCCAGAAGCAGUUUGGCGUCCGUCAGAAGUGGGACCAGAAAUCCCAGGCUCAGCUGAAGCCCAGAGAUUCCUCCGUGGAGGUGCGCAGCGACUGGGAGGUGAAGGAGGAAAUGGACUUCCCCAGACUCAUGAAGAUGCGAUACAUGGAAGUGGCCGAUCCCGUUGACAUCGAGUGCUGCGGGGCGUUGGAGUACUACGACAAGGCUUUCGACCGCAUCACCACUCGCAAUGAAAAGCAGCUGAAGAGCAUCAAGAGGAUCUUCCACACGGUCACCACCACCGACGACCCUGUCAUCCGCAAACUGGCAAAGACUCAAGGCAACGUGUUCGCCACCGACGCCAUCUUGGCCACGCUGAUGUGCUGCACGCGCUCCGUCAACUCCUGGGACAUCAUCGUGCAGCGAGUCGGCAACAAGCUGUUCUUUGACAAGAGAGACAACUCUGACUUUGAUCUGCUGACUGUGAGCGAGACCGCCAACGAACCACCGCAGGACGAGGGCAACUCCUUCAACUCCCCCCGUAACCUGGCGAUGGAGGCCACCUACAUCAACCACAACUUCAGCCAACAGUGCUUACGCAUGGGUGGAGAGCGCUACAAGUUCCCCAACACCAACCCCUUUGUGGAGGAGGACAUGGACAAGAGCGAGGUGGCGUCCGUCGCGUACAGGUACCGCCACUGGAAGCUGGGCGAAGACAUUGACCUGAUUGUCCGCUGUGAACACGACGGCGUGAUGACCGGCGCCAACGGAGAAGUGUCCUUCAUUAACGUCAAGACUCUCAAUGAGUGGGACUCCAGGUAUUGUAACGGCGUUGACUGGCGUCAGAAGCUAGACUCUCAGAGAGGAGCGGUUCUGGCCACCGAGCUGAAGAACAACAGCUACAAACUGGCCCGCUGGACCUGCUGCGCCAUGCUGGCCGGUUCCGAAUACCUCAAGCUGGGGUACGUUUCCCGCUACCAUGUCAAGGACUCUGCUCGUCACGUGGUCCUGGGCACCCAGCAGUUCAAGCCUAACGAGUUUGCCAGCCAGAUCAACCUGAGCAUGGAGAACGCCUGGGGCAUCCUGCGCUGCGUCAUCGACAUCUGCCGCAAGCUGGACGAGGGCAAGUACCUCAUUCUCAAGGACCCCAACAAGCAAGUCAUUCGGGUCUACAGCCUGCCUGACGGAACCUUCAGCUCUGAUGAAGAGGAGGAGGAAGAGGAGGAUGAAGAGGAUGAGGAAGAAGAAGAUGAUGAGAACUGAAACAGGGGUUCUGGUGACCAAACAAGCUGCGACACAUACACACACUCACACACACUCACACACACUUCAAAUUCAAUAAAGAGUUAAUUGGCCCCAAGCUGUCUUAUUGAAUGUUUUUG
Dunckerocampus dactyliophorus (ringed pipefish) is the source of this 1936-nucleotide messenger RNA. RefSeq names its product eukaryotic translation initiation factor 3, subunit D (gene eif3d). The transcript is spliced from 15 exons. Gene Ontology annotation, molecular function: translation initiation factor activity. NCBI's taxonomy places the organism in Eukaryota, Metazoa, Chordata, Actinopteri, Syngnathiformes, Syngnathidae. The coding region runs from base 159 to 1817 and encodes 552 amino acids. The record is from RefSeq and is a predicted model, not a curated record. Gene Ontology annotation, biological process: translational initiation. Gene Ontology annotation, cellular component: cytoplasm; eukaryotic translation initiation factor 3 complex.